AUGAGCUGGUUCACAGCUCCAACCUCGUACCGCCUCAACGCCGCAAAUGUCUUAUCAGCAGGAAUGGGAGGCUUGAAGGAGAGAAGAUACACAUCGGCUGCCGUCGAACUACCCAUGAUGGCUCUAGGAAAUGGUCACACAUCACACCCAGACUUUGCCCACUUGGUGCUGCUAGUAUUUGAAGCAGUGCUGGAAGUGGUAUGCGUCAGCCUGCCGGGCUACAUUGUAGCCAGGCGAGGCAUGUUUGACGCAGAGGCUCAGAAGAUGGUAGCCAACUUGAACGUCCAACUCUUCACGCCCUGUCUAGUCUUUACCAAGCUCGCCUCGCAACUCAACGCCGACAAGCUCGUCGAUCUCGCCGUUAUCCCCGUCAUCUUCUGCGUCCAAACUCUCGUUUCGUGGAUUUGCGCUCGUCUCAUGUCCAAGGCCUUUGGUUUCGGUAAGAGACAGACCAACUUCGUCAUCGCCAUGGGUGUCUUUGGCAAUUCCAACUCGCUACCUAUCUCGCUCGUCGUCUCGCUUUCCAAGACUCUCAAGGGGCUGCACUGGGACCGUGUUCCUGGCGACAACGACAAUGAAGUUGCUGCAAGAGGUAUUCUGUACCUGCUCAUCUUCCAACAGCUCGGCCAACUCGUGCGCUGGACCUGGGGGUACAAUGUUCUGCUCGCUCCCGCUGUCGAGGCUAAGAUCGUCGAUCAAGAGAGGGACAGCCUGAUUGAAGAGGGCAGAUACCGUGACGAUGUCGACGACGAAGACUUGGAGCAGGGCUCAUCUUCUACCAAGAAGAGCAGUGGCUCAGCCUCUGGCACCGACUCUCCUCGCACCGUCUCUUCUAUGGCCUCUUCGUCUUCCAACGAUGCCACUACAGUGAAGCCUGUUGAGGGUGAAGUCAUGGCUACACCUGCCAAUGGAAAUCUUGUCGGCACUGGACCUGGCAACUUUGCAGGCAAUCUUGGUCCUCGUCAGCGCUCGACUGGCCACAUGACACAAUUCCCCAACUACUCGACUGCUUCGACCGAUCACUCCGAAGCUCCCACUGGCAUCAAGGCCACCAUCUCAAACUUCUUCGCACGCGUUGGUGCUUCGAUCAGUUCCUUCUUCAACAACAUGUUCGCCAAACUCCCCCCUGGCAUGCAGAAGUUCUUGAGCACUGUCUCUCACUAUACUGGUCGCUUCUUGAAGGGUGUUUGGGAAUUCAUGAACCCCCCUCUUUGGGCCAUGGUUGCUGCUUUGAUCGUCGCCUCUGUCCCCAAGCUCCAGCACACCUUCUUCGCUCCUCACACUUUCGUCUCCAACUCGGUUACUCGUGCUGUCCAGCAGAGCGGCGGUGUCGCCGUUCCCCUGAUUCUUGUCGUCCUCGGCGCAAACCUCGCCCGCAACACUCUUCCUCAGGAAGAGCUGACAACUACUCCUGAAGGCAAGAAGGAAGAGCGCAAUCUCCUCAUCGCCGCUCUUGUCAGCCGCAUGCUCCUACCCACCCUAGUCAUGGCUCCCUUCCUCGCCAUCUUUGCCAAAUACGUCCCUGUCAGUAUCCUGGACGACCCUAUUUUCGUCAUCGUCUGCUUCUUGCUUACUGGCGCACCUUCUGCUCUUCAACUCGCCCAGAUCUGCCAACUCAACAAUGUCUUCAUGGGCGUGAUGUCCAAGUUGUUGGUGCAGAGCUAUGUUGUCUGGAUCUUGCCCAGCACACUUAUCUUGGUUAUGCUUGCUCUCGAGGUUGUCGAGUGGGCUGCGUAA
This is a messenger RNA of Aureobasidium melanogenum CBS 110374, 1737 nucleotides long. Its product is annotated as auxin efflux carrier. The coding region runs from base 1 to 1737 and encodes 578 amino acids. The transcript has a single exon. The record is from RefSeq and is a predicted model, not a curated record. NCBI's taxonomy places the organism in Eukaryota, Fungi, Ascomycota, Dothideomycetes, Dothideales, Saccotheciaceae. Gene Ontology annotation, cellular component: endoplasmic reticulum; membrane. Gene Ontology annotation, biological process: transmembrane transport.